Messenger RNA from Eriocheir sinensis (Chinese mitten crab), 1940 nucleotides. RefSeq names its product rap guanine nucleotide exchange factor 6-like. Bases 805 to 1110 code for a protein of 101 amino acids. The record is from RefSeq and is a predicted model, not a curated record. Gene Ontology annotation, biological process: positive regulation of ERK1 and ERK2 cascade. The transcript is spliced from 4 exons. Lineage: Eukaryota; Metazoa; Arthropoda; Malacostraca; Decapoda; Varunidae.
GCCGCCGCGUGAACAGCCUCGCCGCGCCUCAACUCCCCGGCGUCAGGAACCUUCUUCGGCGCCUGCUGUGAGUCGCCCCGCCGCUCGGCCCUGCGUGGCGCCCCGGACGAGGUCAGUGUCAGGGCGUGGCGGUGUGGUCGUCUUCACCGCGUCGCCGAGGCUGUCAUGUGAUGCCGUGGCGCCUCUUGUGACGGGUGUGACGGCUCUCCCCAUGGCACGAUGAAGACCCUGUGUGUGCCGCCGCCGCUCCUCCACUCCCUCCGCCCGCAGUGACGGCCUGAGAUUGUGUCGUCAGGAUGGACCGCGAGGCGAGGCCCUAAUCGGGAAGACAAGGAAAAGUAUUGUCAGGCAGUGAUCGCGCCCCACGUGUCUUGGUGACGCCGCCGCCACCCGCCGCCGGUGCUUGGCAGUCCGGUGGCGCAGCAGGAAGGCUCUAGGCACCAGCUCCCGGCGGCCUCGUGCCUGCGCCUCAGUGUGUCGUGCUAUCCGCUUCAAGUGAGUGCCGUGCUCUGGCCUCCAGCAGCGCGCCGGCCACGGCCCGCUGAAUUAUCGGUGUUUGUCCGCACGUGUGUCCGUGCGUGUGUGUCUGACGAGUGUCCGCGGCGCUGCGCCCAAGGAUGGGGUAGCCGCGGCCCCCGACACCCCCUGCCCAGCGCCAGGGACACGUUACUCUAGUGCCGCGAACAGUGUGCCCCGCCCCGCGCCCCGCCGCCCUGGCCAUGGGGCGGCGCUGCGGCCCCCAGUGCUGAGCGUUGAGUGCGUCGUGCUGCCGUUGUGGCGUCACUGAUCACCGUCUUGGCCGCGAUGGACGACUACCACGACAAGAGGUUCAUCCGCGCCCUCCGGGUCCCGCCCCCCGACAGGACCCAAGAGGAGCUGGACCUGAUCUACGGGUGUCUACGGGGCAUGGAGGCGUUGUGUUGGCUACGGGAGCCGGCGCUGCGUGCUCUGUGUCGCAGCGUACGAUACCAGGUCCACUACGCCAAUGACAUCCUCUACUGUCGCGGAGAGCUUGCCACCUGCUGGUUCAUCCUGCUCUCCGGCUCCGUCUUCAUCGAUGGCUCAAUGUUCCUCCCCCGAUCAAGGAGGAGGCUGUGGCUGAAUGGAUAGCGUGACGGCGCCGCGUUCAGGACGACGCGAGUUCAAUCCCCGCCCGGUGCCACCAAGCUGGGAUUUUUCAGCCGCCGCCGAGUGGCUUAAAACUACCCACAUGCCGUCCAGAAGACCACCUAUCAACCCGGACUCUAGAUUCUAGGAUUAAAGAUGAGCUCCGGGAGGGCAGCAUGAGCCAAUGCAAGAUGGCGCCACUAUAAACACUCGCCUGCCGACCAUCAGGACCCACCGGGAAGAAACCUACCGGCGCAAUAGGCCACGACGUAAAAAAAAAUAAUAAAUAAAUAAAUAAAUAAAUAAAUAAAAAGAAAGUGAAAUAAAAACACGGAACAUUAUGUGAAAUUAGAGAUAGUGAUUGUUCAUUGUUUGUUUAUCAUUUACAAACAGUAUAAUCGAUACAAUAAAAAAAAACAAUAAUAAUAAUGACAAUAAUAAUAAUAAUAAAAUAAAAAAUCAACGUUACUAAUGAUUGUUGAUAUUUUUUCAUCCCCUGUAAACAAUAUGAUUAAUACAAAGUUGAUAUGAGACAAAACAAAAGGAAAAGAAAGGAAGAAAUAAAUAUGCGUUUGGGUAGGCGGUGGCUGAGUGGUAGCGUGCGGGCCCAGCAUUCAUCACGCCAUGGACAACGUCGAUUCGAAUCCCCACGCUACCACCUGGGAUUUUUCAGUCACCGCCGAGUGGCCUAAGACUACCCACAUGCUGUCCUGAAGACCAUCCAUCAACCCGGACUCUAGAGGAAACCGUCCUUGUGAAUAAAAAAUGAGUUCCGGGGGGCAGCAUGAGCCAAGCGAGAUGGCACCACUAUAAACACUUGCCUGCCCCACAUC